This is a messenger RNA of Anthonomus grandis grandis, 1284 nucleotides long. RefSeq lists its product as uncharacterized. The record is from RefSeq and is a predicted model, not a curated record. The coding region runs from base 116 to 1225 and encodes 369 amino acids. Gene Ontology annotation, molecular function: protein binding. The transcript is spliced from 7 exons. Lineage: Eukaryota; Metazoa; Arthropoda; Insecta; Coleoptera; Curculionidae.
ACGGAUUUUAGCAUCAUCAUGACAUUGAAUAUGUGCAAAAUAUCUUUUUUUUUCAGUUUUUCCGCUGCUUUACGUGACGUGGUUGUGUGUUUAAAGCCGCUUUAAACUUUAAAAAAUGACGCUAGUGAGAGUUAUUAAUGUUUUAAAGGCUUUUCCCGGAAUAAUUUUAUUUUUGUAUAUAACACGCUUACAUACAACAGCGCAAAUAACCGAAGAAUUCUCUCAAGAAAUGACUACCAUAAUGUCCACCACCGCUCUACCACCUCCACCUGAAGCGACUACACAAAAAACGAAUAUGCCCUCUAGUGUUGAAAUUUUGACAAGCUACGUACUACCUGGAAUAGGAAAUAGCGUUAAGUUAGUUUGGGGAUCGGAUCAAGGCCCAAAUAAGGAUAAUCUGACUUAUGGAGUUCAUUUUGGUUUAGAAGAGGGAGAACUUCAAUAUCCAAAACUAACGACGCCAAACCAGAGCGUAAUUAUAGAAGAUUUGGAAUACUGUACUAAAUAUGACUUUGCAAUAACAAUUCUAAGUGAAAACGGACUAGACAACAUAAAAAUCAACCCAAAUACUAUCAGGACAAUAAUUACUGGCGGUGAUCAAAUGGAGGCGCCAACAAAUCUAACGGUUGAAUUAGAAGCAAGGGCUCAUCCAUGCAUCGACAUUAAAUGGUCAUCUGCUUGUCCUAAUGUAGUUGAUCCCAUUGGAUAUGUCGUUUCUGCUAUGGACAAAAAGACGUUAAAAUACACAGUGGUUACCUUACCAAAGACAAAGAGAUCCGACCUUAUCUAUCGAAUGCCUGUGGAGUAUAACGAUUCCUUUGAGAUCCGUGUAUCGACAACGUUUCCUGGCUCGAAGGCGGCCAGCCCUUUGACCUAUCAAGUUCCAAAGCCUUUGCAGCCGUAUAAGGUGAAGGUUACGAUUAAUCAGGAGGAGGGAGCUUUCUUGAUAUAUUGGGCGGAACCGUUUAUACCAUUGAGUAUAGGAAGAUAUUAUUAUCAAGUAUUUGUCUAUCCGGGCCAAGACUUAGAAGCCCCAUACGAAAAAUACUACGUCACGAGGCCAGUGAUGGUUUAUAAAGGUGAAAGAGGAGAAUACUCGUUCAGUGUUAAUUUUGCAUCAAAUGACAGAAAACAUGUCGGAGACAUAACGAAACCAAUUUAUGCAAACUUAAAUGGUGAAAGUUACGAGUUGAACGCUACAUUUACGGAAACUCCAGAUAGAUAAUGUUUGUUUCAUGUUUCAGAUACAUUUGUUUGUUAAAUGAAUAAAUAAUUGUUUUAAUA